UCCAGGGGCCGGAUUCAUCAAACCAUUUACCAGACCUCUGUUUGGUGAAAUGGCGCUGCUCUGGGCACUGGAACAUGACAGGCUACGACGGGAAAGAGUUUUCAGAGACCGUCUCAAUCCUUUAGAGGUCAGCGAUGAUCUCCUCCUACACUAUUAUCGGCUGCCCCGCCAUGAAAUCCUUCAGCUGUGUGAGGAGAUUGGACCACAUAUCCACAGGCCCACAAGUAGGACAAGAGCAAUUCCAAUUCACACACAGAUCUUGGUUGCCCUGCGUUUUUAUGCCAGUGGGACAUUUCAGAAUGUGGUGGGUGAUGUAGCUGGUAUCAGUCAGUCAUCAAUAUCAAGAAUAUUGAAUGAUGUUACUGAGGCUUUGUUGAACAAAGCAAAACGAGAAAUAAAUAUGCCCCAAAAUCUGCAGGAGCUCAUGCUUAUCAAGCAAGAUUUUUAUGGCCUCAGUGGAUUCCCUUCUGUCAUAGGGGCAAUAGACUGCACUCAUAUACCCAUCAAAGCACCUGCAAAUGCAGUUGUUUAUCUGAACAGAAAGAGGAAGUACAGCCUUAAUGUACAAGUUGUGGCAGACUCAAAGAUGAGGAUCAUCAGCUUCUGUGCAAGCUUUCCCGGGAGUGUUCAUGACUCCUACAUAUGGCGUCAAAGUGUUCUGCGCCAGCAGUUUGUGGAGGGCCAGUACGGAGACUCACUACUUCUUGGUGAUUCUGGUUAUCCUCUAGAGCCCUUCCUAAUGACACCAGUGAGCCAACCAACAACUGAUGCUCAUCGUGCCUAUAACCGCAGCCACUCUAGGACACGUGUUGUGGUGGAACAGACUUUUGGGGUAUUAAAAUCUCGGUUCCGUUGCUUGCAUGGGUCAGGUGGCAGCCUUCAGUAUGACCCAGUCAAGUGUGCCAAAAUUGCAAUUGCAUGUAUGCUAUUGCAUAAUAUUUGUAUCAUUAGAAGAAUUCAAUUAAAUGAGCCUUUAGUACAAGAGAUUGAAAACAUGGAAAAUGAUGCCUACAGAGGAAAUGAAGUCACAGGGCAGGCUCGACGAAGGGGUCUGAUUGACAAUGUCUUUUCAUAGACAGUGUUGUUGGUUGGAAUGUGCAUGUAUGCUAUUGCAUAAUAUUUG
Messenger RNA from Eriocheir sinensis (Chinese mitten crab), 1123 nucleotides. RefSeq names its product putative nuclease HARBI1. The record is from RefSeq and is a predicted model, not a curated record. NCBI's taxonomy places the organism in Eukaryota, Metazoa, Arthropoda, Malacostraca, Decapoda, Varunidae. The coding region runs from base 50 to 1075 and encodes 341 amino acids. The transcript is spliced from 3 exons.